AUGUAUGUUAUAUUGUUAUUAAAAUUUUAAAAAUUUUACAUUUUCUAAUUUCUGGGAUUUCUUUUCAGAAAUGGGAAAAAAAUAUUAAGUUUAUCUAUUAAGGUAUUUAAUUUUUCAUUAUACGUAGUUAUUUAAUUUUAUUGUAAUUUAAACAUGAAUCAUCGUAUAGUAAUGAUGUAAUUAACUUAGACUUAAAAGUGUAAGAGUUUUUGUUCAGCUAUUGACAUAUAUGGAGCAUAUCCAAGUUUAAUGAUAUUUGGGAAUCAAAAAUAUUCGAGUAUGUUAGGAAUUAUCCUGACUUUAAUAGCUUCAACAUUAACUAUUUUUUAUUUAGUUCAAGAAGUCUAAGAAUUAGUCUCAAAGUCGCUCCCUCAAACAAUUUAAUCUGAACAUUUAGUUACAGAGACAUCUGUAAAAUUAAUAAAUAAUAAAAGCCAUAUUCAUUGACAAAUCAGAAUUUUACACUAACAAUCUCUGUUGCUAAUGUGAAAUAAGACCCUUUGAAAACAAUAGAUAAAUAUUUUACAAUUACAGUUCAAAAUUGUUUAAGAACGAGAGAGCUUAAUGCUACUACAAAUUAAAUAAAUGUUUAAAAUAUGUAUGUUUAAAAUGCUAUUUCAAGAUGUGUAAAUUAUCCCACAGAAGCAUGCACCCCUGAUAAUUUUGUUACAGAUCUUUAAAAAGAAUAUUUUAGUAAAAUUCGAUUAGGAACAGUAUAGUGUAUAAAAAAAGAAGUUCUCGAAUCUAAUCCACCAGUAAUAAUUGUAUUUAUUUAUAUUCAGGUACUCUAAGGAAUAGUUUCAGGAAAUAAAUAUUCUUAUAUUACAAUAAAAUUUGCAGCUUGUAAGAAUAGUACAGAAAAGGUAGAUUGUGCUACAAUGGAUGAAAUACAAAAGGAAUUAGCAGAUGGUUUUUAUGUAGUACAUUUGAGCGAUACUUUAGUUCAAAUGAGUAAUCCCAAAAAUAUUCAAUAAAAUUUCAUUAAAAUGUAAUUUACAUCAUUUUCUAUAUCUACAUCUAAGACUAUCUACUAAGGAUUUAGAAUUAUUUAAUCUAUGACUGAUUAUGGAAUAUUAACUAAUGAUAUUCAAGAGGAUUUAUUUUUAACUCAACAAUAUUUUUAGGAAUCAACUGCAGGGUAUAAUUAAGAUUAUUUAGUAAAUCAUUAUUUAAUUCUUGAUAAUAAAUAUACAAAUUAUUAAAGAUCUUAUAUCAAAUUAUUGACAAUCUUAAGUAAAAUUGGAGGAUUAUGGUAAUUAAUAUUUGUGAUUUUUGGAACAAUAAGCAAACAAUAUAUUCUGAUGGAAAUGAAAGUCACUUUAGCUAAUAAAUUAUUUAGAUUUCAAUAAGUAGAAAAUGAUUUAACUUAAAGUUUAAAAAAGGAUUUAAGUAUAAAAUAAAAUUUAGAUAAAUAUGUUGAAAAACCAUAGGAAAAAUUACCAAACAAUAUAUCAAAUAUUCUACAAUUCUUAUUUGGGUGUAAAAAAGAAAGAAUAAAAUAAUUGAAUUAAGCAACUUUAAAAAUUCAGAAAAGCUUAGAUAUUGUAGAAAUUAUGAAAAGAUUUUAGGAAUUAGAAAAGUUAAAAUAAAUUUUACUGACUGCUAAUUAAAAAAAUUUAUUCGAUCUGAUACCCAUCCCAUUAAUAAAAGGAGAUAACCAAAAUAAAAAUGAUACUGAUUUUACAUCAAGUAAAAAGAUGACUUUUAGUACGAGCAUACAUCAAAACAAUGAUAAUUUUGAAAAAUUUGUUGAAGCAUAUAGAUCAUUUUUUUAAAUUCAAGAUAUGCCUGAUACAACUGAAAAUAUUGGAUAAAAAAUAAUUAAAUUCUUAGAUCAAGACUUAAUUAAACUAUUUUACGAUUAUCAUAUGGAUCUAGAAUAAAGGUAAGCCUUUUUAUUACUUUCGGAAGAGAGGAAAUCUAAAAUAUUAGUUGAUUAAAACUUUUAAUUUUCUGAUUCAAAAUUAAGCCUUUCUCCUUGUAGUUCAAAUUAGUCAGAAGUUCAAGCAGUUAAAAUUUUCUUAAAUAAUUAAUCUAUUAAAAAAAAAUAUUGCAAUUAAGAAGUUUGA
Molecule: messenger RNA, 2069 nt
Organism: Paramecium sonneborni
Lineage: Eukaryota; Ciliophora; Oligohymenophorea; Peniculida; Parameciidae
Source: the annotation of a GenBank genome assembly